Messenger RNA from Lolium perenne, 569 nucleotides. RefSeq names its product small polypeptide DEVIL 4. Gene Ontology annotation, biological process: negative regulation of cell population proliferation. NCBI's taxonomy places the organism in Eukaryota, Viridiplantae, Streptophyta, Magnoliopsida, Poales, Poaceae. The record is from RefSeq and is a predicted model, not a curated record.
CCCUCCACACUAUAUAAGCACACCCGUUGGAGUACCGAGCGAUCACCACUGCAAGGUUGCGUUGUUUUGCUCUUCGAAGAAGAGAUCAUCUUUAGCUCAGACCCCCACCAGAGUUCAGUACUGCUACGGUGCUACACACCAUAUCUUGUUUAGCUUCCAUCGAUCGCCACCAGAACACACCACAGAGGAAGAUGAAGCUUCUCGGGAGCCAGAGAAGAGGAGGCUUCAGCAGGACCCUCAAAGAGCACAGAGCCAGGUUCUACAUCAUCCAGCGCUGCGUCGUCAUGCUCCUGCGGUGGCACGACUGACUCCAUAGAUUCCUCGUCCAUGGACUUCUUACCAACAAAAUUUUUGCUUUUCGGUCUGUCAUUGCAAUGGAGUCGGCUGAUUGUACAUAAGAGGCCAGUUAUAGAUCAACUAGAAGUAGCAGCAAAUAGGAACUCACCGUUCUCUAUCCCCUUCCUCCCUCCCCUUCUUGCAACUGUGUGUGUCAUUGUACAAUUAUUACGUCAAUGUCGGGUACGGGAAUGCAAUAUCAGCUGAAAGAAACAGCGGGAAUUACCGGAUCA